This is a messenger RNA of Colletotrichum scovillei, 3360 nucleotides long. RefSeq lists its product as uncharacterized. The record is from RefSeq and is a predicted model, not a curated record. The transcript has a single exon. Lineage: Eukaryota; Fungi; Ascomycota; Sordariomycetes; Glomerellales; Glomerellaceae. The coding region runs from base 1128 to 3017 and encodes 629 amino acids.
GAUCGCCUUCGCCCUCCUGCCACUCAUUGGUGCUUCACGGCAACCUUCGAGCUAGGCGCUGAACCAAAGUACCCUAAGACGCCUCCACUGUGGAACGUUGCUUGCGCACUCAGGAUUACUCAUGACCGUCUCAUCAAUCUACAAGACGCAAGACCGAAACCUAUGAGUUGUCUCACGGGUAGACCUAUGACUUCCUGGACCGAAAAGUUGACCUUUGUAGACACAGAGAUGGAUCGAUGAUUUUUCUCUUUCGAAGCCAUGUGGAACGUGGACACACACUUUGAGCACUUCCCACACGAUCGGCGGAUGCAAGGUGCCUCAACGGCCCCGGCCAGGACAGGGUAGCUUCCCACGUUACAUGCUCGCUUCGAUGCCCGAAGACCUUGCACCGUCGGCAUUCUCGCAAAUCCCCAGAAACCCCAAGCCCAAAGGAAAGAUCAAGGGCGGUCAGAGUUCAACAAGAUCAAUAGAGUACCAGCCAAUUUGGGGAGCUUGGCCAAUGGCACGAAGUCUCCCGCCGAACCAACCCCGCGCGCCUGUCUCUCACCACCCUGGUCUCGGCGCCUAGAAUGCAGUGUGAUUGUCUGGCUGAUUGGCCCAGCCUGCAACCUUUCACAAUCUAUUUUCGUCUACCCAUUUCGACCACCACCAUCCUUUCCCCCCUUCCGGCCGCCCCUCCAUCCUCUCUUUGGCUUCACGGUUCACCCACUCACCGCGGCCCGUCUGUCGAGAAGCCCAGCGCUUACACUGGCCUUCCCGUGGGUGACCUGCCGCCCUGUACCACGCGCAGUAGUGCCGCUGUUUCAAAGGAGGGACGAGAGUAAGGUAAUUCGUAUAUACACUCUCUUGGUAUCUUUGGUAGUCGUAUGUUUACACGGGAUUUCUCUUCCUUUCAUCUGUGUUGUCUACCUAGUACUGCAAUAAUAAACUUGUUUGUUGUUUGCUUGGUGCCCACUGGGUUGGAUAUCAUGCAUCGGUAGCAGCUGGACUACCUGUUCUUCAUUCCUUUCAGGCCACUCCCCCUACCCCCAUAUUUCGUGACCAGAUUUGAAUAUCAUUAACACACCGGGGGAAAAAAAUCAACGACAACAUUCGAUUCGAGAUAAUCCGCCCCAGCAUAGCCCAGUAUGUCGUCGUCGACACAGCCACCCUCUGGAGGGUACUCACUCUUCCCGAACCCCAACUCCAAGCCCCCAACAAUAAGGAGGCCGGCAUCUCGAACUCGAAGAUCGGAAUCGCGUGAGCGGCCCCGGGCUGUGUCUCCUGAGAGCGUUCACCACGUCGAUCAAGCAUCUCCACCGCGUCACGGAAGACAGACGCCGCAACAGAGAGUCCAAACACCGGUUGAGCGAUCGCAAACUCCACAAAGCAUCCGCCAGGCCCCAUCAGGUGAACAGCAGCAGCAACAACAGCAGCAAUUUCAACAGCCCUCGCCGCGCAGUCGCGAGCUGCCGGCCCUACCCCCGCCGUCGGCCACGGAGGCAUCGCCCAUUCAAAGGCUCCCUCCCGUCGCCGAUAUCCCGCCCCGAUCAGACACGGCCUUCUCGCAAGCACAUACGCUUGUACGGAACAACAGCACGCGGUCCAGAAGCUCGAUAGCAAAGCUUCCGUUCCCCGAGGAACCAUCGUCGUCUUCACAAGAACAACCCGCUCUGCGAUCCAUCUUCCCUCAGUAUAACCCGGAAAGGCCUCUCAAUCAACAAGACUACUUCCCCACGCAAACAAGCCCAACUCAUAUCCCACGGGCCGUGAUUAAUCGGACAACAUGGUAUCCAAAUCCCCAGGAAGCGGAAGGUCAAAAUGAUCAGCACAGGAGUCCUCCCAUGAGGAGUCCCCUAAGCGGGGGCUCAGCGCAAAGAUGGCCAAGGAGACAGAUCGAGCCUCCCAUCAUCCCGAAUGUCUCAUUGAAUGAGCACAUGAAGAGCCUGUGGAAGGUCUCCAACGGAUGGAAAGCACCUCCUUCAGAAGGCAGAGUGUACUGCAUGAAGCUGUCCCAGGAGAAGGACGCACCCGUGUACACACUCUCCUCGACAUCACAGCCCUUUUACAACAUCCGGCUCGAUCCCACGUCUGCAUCAGCAUACGUCACCCUCAGCCGUCACGACCCGGCCAAGGUCUACAAGGCCCCGAACCCCAUGGCAAGUUCGUCAGCGAGCAGCAUCCUCUCCGGCGUCGUCGGUCACAAGGACAGCAGCAAUAAUGGCAAAGGCGCCGAGAGCAAACACUGGCAGGAAGUCCUCACCACCACCCUGGAAGAGGAAUCCCGCAAGCACCCGCCCAACGACGGCCUCGUCGCCCUCCUCUACCCGCUGGCGGCCGCCAAGAUGGCCCUCGACAAGCCGGGCGACAUGAACGCCAUCAUGACGGCCGAGACGGAGUGCGCCCGCCUCGUCUGGGACGAGGACUCCCGCUCGCACUUCCUCGUCCACCCGGCCCUCGCCACCCCCUUCUGCGUCACCAUCGAGCGCUCGCCAGCCUGGAGCCGGGUCGAGUACACGCUCGAGCACCACGAGUCGCCGCAGCACCUCGCCAAGCUGACGCGCGACGGCACGGGCGGCGGCUACCUCGAGGUCGACACGGCCAUCGCCGCAAAGAUUGACAGCUUCUUCAUCGUCGACGUCGCCGUCGCGGCGCUCAUGCUUGUCGCGGCGGCGGACGAGAAGAACACCAAAGUCGAGACCUUUGAGCCGCCUCCGGCGCCGCACGAUCCUGUCGGUGGCAGCGGCCGCGACAGCCGGUUGAGCAAGAGAGAGGAGAAGAAGAGGGCCGCGGCGGCCGCGCGCAGGGGUAAGAUGGAGGAGUUUGAGAUUGACGUCGAGAGCCAGGACAGCAGCUUUGCGAAGCUGGAGCAGGUCGGCAAGGAGACGCGCGACAGGCUGCCUUGGCCUUUAAGAGCGCUGUUCAAGGUCGUGGCUGGGCUGUUCAAGUGCCUCGUCUGGCUGCUGACGAUUGGCUUCAAAGCCCUUGCUGCCAUUGUCAAGGGGCUUGCGAGGUGCGUCGGUGUCAAGUCCAAGUGACUUCCGAGCAAAAGAGCAAAAUGAUGAAUACGGGAAUGAUAAGGAAGGAAAUGAGAUACCACUUUUGAGCUGAUGCAUUGUUCUCGUACUGGUUUCGUCUCUCACGAGUUUGUUUAAGGGGUUGAUGGAAUAAUGGGAAUUUUCCUUAUGAGACCCCUAUCCAGGAAUAGGAUAGGGAGCGAUGAUAUUCCUUCUUUGUACAUGUAGAUCUAUACUCCGGGGUGUCCUUGGGUAUCGCAUGACGACUUCUCUGAGCAAGGGUUGGAGGAGGUCCGUCCUUCUCCACAGCCGCCGCUCAGAAUGUUAGGAUUUGAAAUGAAGACACGAUAAAAUAACAACCAAA